GGCUGAGGGGGGGACGCUUCUCCUUGGAGGACGGCGCCGCUGAGGUGAAAAAAGGCGGGAAGGAAGGCGCCGCUGAGGCGAAAAGGCGGCCCUUAGCUGGGCGCCUCCUCCUCCUCCUCCUUCUCUCUCUCUGUUUCUGAGGGAGACAUGGAGGAGGCCGAGGAGGAGGAGGAGGGGUCCAGGCCCAGGCCUCCCAGCAGCAGCCGCCGCCGCCGCCGCCCCGCCGGCCGCUCUCCCAGCCCGGGCCUCCUGGACGCCACCUCCCCUCGCUUCGACCCUCUGCUGGCGCUCUACUCGGAGCGGACUCCGCUGCCCUUCCCGGCCGCGCCGUGCUUCAACAACCUCGCCGAGUACGAGAGCUUCCAGCGCGGAAGGAGGAGGGCCAGCAGGGCGCAGCCAGGGACAGGCCCCGCCGCCGCCUCUGCCGGGCGCCGGAGGGGCAGCGGAGGCCGAGCGCGGAGCAGGGCCACGGCCGACCCCGAGCGGAUCGAGCGCCUCCGGAGCCUGAUGGUGGUGGCGCCGCGGAAGGAGCAGGAGCAGGAGGAGGGGGCCGGCAGGGUCCGGGCUCGGGGCAGGAGGGAGCCCCGGAACGUCCUCACCAGGAUGCCCCUUCAUGAAGGCAGUCCACUUGGGGAACUCCACCGCUGUGUCCGUGAUGGUGUAAAAGUCAACGUCCACAUUCGAACUUUCAAAGGGCUCCGUGGAGUCUGCACUGGCUUCUUGGUUGCGUUUGACAAGUUUUGGAACAUGGCACUUACUGAUGUAGAUGAGACAUAUCGAAAACCUGUAUUGGGUAAAGCUUUCUAUGUUGAGCCACAGUUAACCCUCACCAGACUGUUUGAUAGACUCAAGCUGCAAGAGUCUUUGUUUAAAAAAGGAACUGAUUCAAAGAUGACUACAGACCUACCAACCCUGCCAUACAAUCCUAGGACACUUGGGCGGAAAUCUGAGUCAAAUCGGGGAAGGUCAGAAGAACAUAGAGCAAAAAGGCACACCAGCAAAGAGAGGACACGAAGCUCUAGUUUGCCCCGAGCCUCUGGGAAGGAGGCUGACUGGCCUGGCAGAGUCUCCCAAACAGAAGGGAAGAGUGCAGGUGGCCCUAGGGGUCGAUCACGGAAAAAACAGAGGCCCAAGGUGGAUUAUCAGCAAGUGUUCACACGGCACAUCAACCAGAUUUUUAUUCGAGGGGAGAAUGUCUUGCUUGUUCAUCUAGCACAUUGAUCUUAUGCAGUAACAUGGACAGUGAUGACAGCUGAGUGCUACCUUGUGAAUUUAUGUAGCACUGUAAUACUUUUUCCCUUGUUUUGACCAGAAGGGAGAAGUGGUGAUAGGAUUUCAGAGGCCAAGAGAAUAUUGAACCAGCUGAUAACUUUGUGGACCAGAGAUUGGCUAAGAACAUUGUUGCCUUUAAAGAAGCGGCUGUCCUAAGUCUUGAAGAAUUCCAUGAUAUCUGUAACUUUCAGAACAUGAAUAUGAGACAAGGUAUUUCUAGACCACGCAAUCUGAAGUUUGUGACAGAUACUAAGUGUCUACAAAAGCAGAAUUUGCCAGUGACUUAGGUGCUUCAAUCUUGAAUGCUAGUCAUUUAAAGUAAUGGGACAGCAUGUUGUUGUUUUUUUUUAAAAGACAUGGUAGGGGAAUGAGGAGCUUGUGAAAUAAAGAAUGGCUUUAGAUAUUAACUUGCUUGGGUCCUUAUCCCUCCCAGUAGCAUGCGUGACUGGGCAGAAAAUAGCACUCCAGAAUUGAGCUGAGCUGCUAUGUGUUUUUGUGUCCAAAGUGAUCACUUGAAUAAAAAGUGAAUAGAAAUAGAAAGAGGUGUUCUCUUCAGUAGCAGGGGUUAGAAGCCUUUGUUCUCCAGUUCAUCUUUAUUCGUUACCAUAGGCAGUGUUUGGCCUCCCUGCCUCAGUAGUUAUAAAAGUCUUAACCCAUUUCCUCCAGCUUAACCCCCCCCCCCGCCACCAGCUAACAUUGAAU
Molecule: messenger RNA, 1974 nt
Organism: Sceloporus undulatus (fence lizard)
Lineage: Eukaryota; Metazoa; Chordata; Lepidosauria; Squamata; Phrynosomatidae
Gene: LSM11
Product: LSM11, U7 small nuclear RNA associated
Exons: 4
Coding region: 148-1221 (357 amino acids)
Biological process (GO): mRNA 3'-end processing by stem-loop binding and cleavage
Cellular component (GO): U7 snRNP
Molecular function (GO): U7 snRNA binding
Source: RefSeq, a predicted model, not a curated record